Molecule: messenger RNA, 1062 nt
Organism: Didymella exigua CBS 183.55
Lineage: Eukaryota; Fungi; Ascomycota; Dothideomycetes; Pleosporales; Didymellaceae
Exons: 2
Coding region: 150-1028 (292 amino acids)
Source: RefSeq, a predicted model, not a curated record
UUCUCACGACGGGAGGCUGUGAGGUCGGUGCAGUUGUCGUGGCAUCGUAGAAGCGGGCGCUCGUUGAGCGGGAAACAGUCACGACUCGACCUCUCAGCAAUGGCUCUGCUAGGAUCGAGGCCAAGCAGGCUCAACGGCAACGCCGAUUUAUGCAAUGCAGUUCUCUUCGCACGCAACGGAAUUGGUUACAGUCUUCAGAAUGGCUUGGUCCGCGGGACAAUAUCCGUCGACUACAUACUAGACCAUGUUCAAGUUCUGGUAAAGGUGUGACAAGAAGGAUAGCACGGCAUGCAGGUGUGGUGGUUGAGUCAGCCAAGCCAGGCGCAGUUGUUUACCGAGAUCCAAGAAACCUCGAGGGCGUUUGGGUCACGAUACCAUGGAUCGUGGGCUGCCUGAUCCUGGGGGAUUCUUAUUCAGAACAUCCGCUGCCGUCGAGCUUCGUACGCAUCGAACACCACACCGAGGAGACCUCAAUCCCUAACAUGCUUCUCGCCAUCCUCUCCCUCCUGGUCACCGCCUCUCAGGCACAGAAUAGCACGCAGGAAUCAAACAACAAUGCAACUCAGCCAACCCAGAUCGCGGUCUACCCACCAUUCCCCAUCCGCAGUGACACCAACAUGCAACACACCCAACGCGCCUACGACGUCUCUCUAAUCACCGCCAUCUCGUCCACAACCAUAGUGUAUGCUAUUUCCUGCUCACCUUGGACUACCAUGACACGCUUCAACGAUGUCUGCGGCACAAACAACGUUGACAGUAUCAUCACUGUGACCGAGGGCCCUGACAACUGGCAAUGGACCGCGCAGGGCAAGACCCUGUACUGCACGAAUCUCAGCGACAAAACGAAGAGCUGCACAAGCGUCACCAACAGUCUUGGGAGCUACUUCGCGCCCGUCACUGGGACAGAGGGUGGAGAUUUCCUGGCGGGCUUCUUGGAGUACUUCACGACUAUGUCGCCGGUCGCUGUGAAUCUGACCGCGGGGUUCGAGAAUGUGCCUUCGACUCGUAGGUACAAACACACAUUGUGAGAGUAUGAGGACUGACGGCUGUAGUCCUUCAGAG